Molecule: messenger RNA, 465 nt
Organism: Ascochyta rabiei
Lineage: Eukaryota; Fungi; Ascomycota; Dothideomycetes; Pleosporales; Didymellaceae
Exons: 1
Coding region: 1-465 (154 amino acids)
Source: RefSeq, a predicted model, not a curated record
AUGCAGUUCUUCACCGUUGCCUCCGCUCUCUUCGCUGCUGCUAUCGCAGCCCCUGCUCCCCAAACGACCGGGUGCCCUAACCCAGCUCACUGCGGCCCAGCCCCCGACCCAUCCAAGUACGAGAACAUCGACAUCAGCGAGUUCUACCUGCGCAAGAACAACGGCAUCCAGAACGCCGGGUUCAAGCUCUCGGGCAACAACGUCACCGAUAUCACCUGCGAGAUUGGCGUCGUUCCCAGCCUGCCCUCUGAGGUCACCACCUGCGGUAACAGCUCCUACCGCUUCAGCCUUAUUGAGGGAAAGCAGUCCGACUACGGUCUGGGUAUCUACCAUCAAACGGCCCCCUUCAGCGGAAAGUACUCCUCUGGAGACGUUUCUACCUACUGCCAUGCUGGUGGUGAUGGCCCUGACGACUACGUCUGCUCCCAGACCGAUGCCUUGACCAUCGUCAUCACUGGACUGUAA